Portunus trituberculatus (swimming crab) is the source of this 2534-nucleotide messenger RNA. RefSeq lists its product as uncharacterized. Gene Ontology annotation, cellular component: Fanconi anaemia nuclear complex. Gene Ontology annotation, biological process: negative regulation of double-strand break repair via homologous recombination; interstrand cross-link repair; positive regulation of double-strand break repair via homologous recombination. Bases 612 to 2522 code for a protein of 636 amino acids. NCBI's taxonomy places the organism in Eukaryota, Metazoa, Arthropoda, Malacostraca, Decapoda, Portunidae. The record is from RefSeq and is a predicted model, not a curated record. The transcript has 12 exons.
AGUGAGCUGUAGUGCUUAUGUGAUUACGGUAUUAUCUUUGCUUGGUGACAGUUGUAAUGCAAAGUUAUAUGAAUAUCCAAAGCAGAAGUCUAGUCAAGUAUAGCAGAUAUAUAAUUGUUAAAAUGCCUUUUGUGAUAGGAUACCCAUCUCAGGUUGCGUGCCUAGUCUACUUUUAAGGUCUGCAGUGUGUGUGUAGCAUUAAGCCUUGUAGCUGAAUACCAGUCCGAAGCUUAACCAUGAGUGAGAAGAUGUAACACAGUGAGAGCCCGUCCAUGUCUUAGUUUCAUUAGUAUUUAUAUCAACAAUUUUUAGAGAACUUUGGUGUAAUGUAUGAGUGUUAUCUGUGUGCUGUGCUUUUUUAUGUUGUUACUAUACACUGUGGCAGAAGAAUGGCAUCAUUGUUGUGUUUGUGUGGGAGAGGUGUGGCCCAUGGUAUAGUGUGUUAGAGGCUGGAGGAUGAAGCAGGUUUCAAGACACUUAUUCUCCAACUUUUAUAAUUCUUUACCUCUAUUUAUGGACUAGCACCUCAGUGGGACUUUUCUAUCAAAAUUUUUGUUGUCCGUGGCCAGCACCCUUACAUAAAAUAAAAAUCAAGUCAAAGCAGCAUCGGUAUGGAGUGUGUCAGCAGCACCAUUGAGCCUGAGGUGAUGCCAGAGUUUGUAGGAGUCUCCACUACUGCCACUGCCUUCUUCAGGGUGGCCAGCAGUCUGGAUCAGCUGGAUGGGAAAGAGGCGAUCCAGAAGCACACCCUUCUCUCCACUGGCCGGGGACACCUAGUGGAGAUAGAGGGUGGCAAGAUACAGCGGUCCACCCCCUGUGCCAAGGAUAUCACCAAGAUAGUUGUUCACCACGACUUUGAGCCUCUGCAGCUGUACAUUGUGUUGCUUUGUGGCUCAGGAACGUCUGUGCUUCUUGCCUAUCAGGAUAUGGAGGUCCUGCAUAAGUGGGAGGGAGUGAGGGACAUUGCAUCAGCUGAUUCCAAGGCCACUGGCACCCCUCAGCUGAUCCUCACCAUGCAGGAUGGCCAAGCAGAGGUGAUAUCCAAUGCUAAACUGAUGAGCUAUGCCUAUGGUAGUAGCAAGAAAAGGGAAGAGGAAGAGGAAGAGAGGGAGGACACUGCAGCAGGGAGGAAGGAGGUGGUCCAGGCACUCAAGCACCGCUUCAAGGGAGGAAUCAAGCAUGCAGAGCAGCUCAGAACAGAGAGGAAGAUGAAGGAGGACUUUAUCACAGAAGAGCUUGCUGCCUUACAGUCACAGCUGCAAGGAAAAUGCCAUGAUAAGGAAAGAACUCUAGUGCCGACCCUGAAUAUAGAGGAAAGGGAGACCAGGUCAAAGGAAAAUGUCCCGCCACAGUCCCCAAACCCUCUGAAGGUUCAACGAGUAUACCACAAGUUGAUCCAUGACAAGUGGGUGGUGGGGGUGAAUGUGACUAAUGAAGGAGAGAAUUUAUCUGACAGAGUAUUGGUGAGUGACCUGGAACUCAUCCUGUGCUGUAGAGAGGUGCCACUGUGCCACACUAGCCAGGUGCUAAAGACUGUCAGACACAGCAGACAGGGAGAAGCUGAUGUGAGAGUGACCAUUGACCGCCUAGACCCCCCAGUACUCAGGCCCAAGAAGAAGGCCACAGUUGUAGGUGUGUGUGAGGUACCAUCAUUUGAAAUGGGGCCCUCUGUGUCCUGCUCUGGCUUGUUGUCCUACACCUGCAAGCCUCUCCAGAUAGCAUCCAGCCAGCCAGUGAACACCAAUGAGGAGUGCCAAAGCCUAGAGUACCAAGUGUCUGUCCCUGUGGUGGAACUGAAGGCCAGUGAGCUGCACAACCAUCAGGCAUCCUUGGAGCUCUGCAACUCUUCCACAACAGCUUUUGUGACCUUCAGCAUUGUGGCUUUGGUGGCUGCCAGCAGGUGCACUCAGGUGUCCCUCACUUCAUUAGUGUCUCCCCUCAACACCUUCAUCGACAACAUCUCUCGUCACCACAAGCUUAAUAAGGUGUCUGGUGUGAGUGACUUCUAUGUGCUGCACCCAAGGGAGAGUCAUCCUCUGCAGCACACUGGCUUCACCCUUCACCCCGUCAACUCACACCAUCUGGACCUCAUCCUCUACACAAAGGAUGCAAAACAAGCAUAUGUGCUGGCACACACCCUGUUGGCUACCCUGCCUGAGGAUGCCAGCAUGCAAUUUGUAGAAGGCCCUAAGGACACUGGCAACACUGCCAUCCAGCCCCACAACCUGAACCACAUGCUGAUGGCCAAGAUGAGAGAGGCGGCCACCCACGUUACCGACGGCCUGGAGGCGCAGCUCACCACCAGCAAGGCCCCAAGAACAGAGAGAAAAGUAGGGAGUGGGGAACAGGAGGAUAACUUCACUAAAUACACAAAGGAAAGAGAGGAGCUACUUGCCAGAAAGGGGAAUAUAACAUUUAAGGAGGAGGAAUACAGUGUAUGGAGGAAGAAGUUGCAGGAGAUCCAGACAGAGGUGGAUAGUUUGUACCUCCAGUUUCUUAAAGUAAAUUGUGCUUCAGAUUGAUAUCAGUGAUUA